CCAGCUCCAUGAUCUCCGCCGAGAUGUCGGGCGGCGGCGGCGGCAAGAGCCACCGGCGGACCUCGCUGCCUUGCAUCCCCCGCGAGCAGCUCAUGGGACAUUCUGAAUGGGAUCACAAACGAGGACCCAGAGGAUCACAGUCUUCUGGUACCAGUAUCACAGUGGAUAUUGCAGUCAUGGGCGAAGCGCAUGGGCUCAUUACAGAUCUUCUGGCAGAUCCUUCGCUGCCUCCCAACGUGUGUACUUCGCUGAGAACAGUGAGCAACCUGCUUAAUACACAGUUAACCUUCCAGGCCAUCCACAAGCCAAGGGUGAACCCUUUGGUAUCCUUCAGUGAGAAUUACACAUGCUCUGACUCGGAGGAAUGUCCAGAGAAAGGAGAAAAACUAGCAAUUCCCAAGCGCUUACGAAGAAGUUUGCCUCCAGGACUGCUGAGACGAGUGUCCUCCACUUGGACCACAACAACAUCUGCCACAGGUUUACCCACACUGGAGCCAGCCCCAGUGAGAAGAGAUCGCAGUGCCAGCAUCAAACCUCACGAAUCAUCUUCAUCCAGCACUGACUCUUGGAACAGUUCCCUUCUGAUGACAAUCACAAAGAGCAGGUCCUUCUCUACGUCUUAUGCCAUGUCUCCUACCAACCACCUGAAUGCCAAAAGGCAGAGCCGCCAAGGUAUCCCACCAAAUAUUUCACCACUCACCUCUCCAUGCCAUUCACCUCUUCAAGGGACGCCUGCUACAAGUCCUACCGGAAAGACAUCUUCUGUGUCAUUUCCAGACUCUACAGAUACUGACACCAAGCAAGGUUUAAAACCACACAAAGUCUUAACUGCUACUCAGAGUGCACCUAGCCUGUCAGAACCUAACAUCAGCCCCUCUGUCAUCUGCAGCAGCUGCGGCAGACCCUACAACCAAAUAGAAGCUGGUGAUGGUACACUAGAUAGGAGCCACGGUACCACCCACACCCUAAAUAGAACAGAUGAUCCUGCGCAAGCCACUUCUGACUAUGAGACCAACAACAGUGACAGCAGUGAUAUUGUACAAAAUGAUGAUGAGGCAGAUUGCUCCAAAGAAAAGGCACGGAAGGGGUCUGUCUGUAGGACAUAUGCACCUGAGACCAUCAUUCUGCAUCCUUUGAUACCACCUGAGGACAAGCCUGUACUCGCUCCUGAGCCUCUGGUUAUGGACAACUUGGAUCCUCUAAUGGAGCAGCUUAACAGCUGGAACUUCCCAAUCUUCGAUUUGGUAGAAAAAAUUGGAAAGAAAUGUGGUCGGAUUCUCAGUCAGGUAUCAUACCGGCUUUUUGAAGACAUGGGGUUGUUUGAAACCUUUAAAAUUCCAGUGAGGGAAUUUAUGAACUACUUCCAUGCCUUGGAAUGUGGAUACCGAGAGAUACCUUAUCACAAUCGAAUCCACGCAACUGAUGUUCUGCAUGCCGUGUGGUACCUUACUACUCAGCCCAUUCCGGGACUCCCAACUGUGAUUAAUGAUCACGGGUCAGCGAGUGAUUCAGAUUCUGACAGUGGAAUCACUCACGGCCAUAUGGGUUAUGUGUUUUCGAAGACAUACACACCUACAGAUGACAGCUACGGAUGCCUAGCUGGCAACAUCCCAGCUCUUGAGUUGAUGGCUCUUUACGUAGCCGCAGCCAUGCAUGAUUACGAUCAUCCAGGAAGGACUAAUGCCUUUUUGGUGGCAACAAGUGCUCCUCAGGCAGUGCUGUACAAUGACCGCUCCGUCCUGGAGAACCAUCAUGCUGCUGCUGCUUGGAACCUUUUCAUGUCGAGGCCAGAAUACAACUUCUUGGUCAACCUCGACCAUGUGGAGUUCAAGCAUUUCCGCUUCCUUGUCAUCGAGGCAAUUUUGGCUACUGACCUGAAGAAACACUUUGAUUUUGUUGCCAAAUUCAAUGCCAAGGUGAAUGAUGAUGUUGGGAUUGACUGGACUAACGAGAAUGACCGCUUACUGGUUUGCCAAAUGUGUAUCAAACUGGCUGACAUAAAUGGUCCUGCAAAAUGCAAAGACUUGCAUCUACAGUGGACAGAGGGCAUUGUCAAUGAGUUUUAUGAACAGGGUGAUGAAGAGGCCAGCCUGGGCCUGCCUAUCAGCCCUUUCAUGGAUCGCUCUGCUCCUCAGCUGGCACACCUCCAGGAAUCCUUCAUCACUCACAUUGUGGGACCACUAUGUAACUCCUAUGACUCUGCAGGGUUGAUGCCAGGAAAAUGGAUAGAAGAUAGUGAUGAAUCAGGAGACACCGAUGAGCAUGAAGAGGAAGAAACAGCAGAAAUGGAAACUUGUGAAAAUGCUGAAUCCAGAAAGAAGAAGUUCAAGAGAAGGAAAAUCUACUGUCAGAUCACUCAGCACCUGCUUCAGAACCAUAAAAUGUGGAAGAAAGUAAUUGAGGAUGAGGAGAGGUUAGCUGGGACAGAGAAGCAAGGCGCGGAGCAAUCCACACUGCACCCAUCUUCAGAACAAAUUCAGGCCAUCAGGGAAGAGGAGGAAGAGAAGGGGAAGCCCAAGAGAGAUGAAGAAGAAAACACAACUGUAGAACCGAACCAAUGACAAUAUUUACAGCAGUAUUUUAAGACAGAUUGACUCGUGCACAGACUCUUUCUCAAGCCAGCACAGCAUUUAGACACCACACUGUAGAAGUAUGGGAUUAUGCGCCUACAGCUGUUCAAUUUGUUUCUCUUUCCUUUUUAUGGUGAGGUACAUUGUUUAAACUCCUGUGCUCAAGGAAGCUUUCACACUGCUACACCGGCUUUUACAGACUUUCUUUAAAGAGAUUUGGGGUGGGGGUGGGGAGUGGAUUUAUAUAAAUAUAUAUAUAUAUAUAUAUAUAUAGCCAGUGUUUUUGGCUGUGCACUUCAGCAAAAUACAUUUAAUGAUAUAUUAUGGUCACUGUGAUAUUUACAGAAGGAAGUUUUCUAAAGAAAUGCUGUUUCUGAAGUACAUUUGCAGUUAACAGCGAGGUAAAGUAGCUUUUGCUCUUAAUACUGAGGGAUAAAAGUUCCAAAGCUUUACAUGUAUCCUGCCAACAUAUACAUGUAUGAGGGGAGUGCUCAUGUAUGUGGGUGGAUAUAAUGUCAUAUAGCAGAGUUUGAGACUAGCUGUAGCACAUCUGAAUACACGACAAUGAACAGGAGGCCUAAAUUUUAAGAAUCUGUGCCCAUGAGGAGCCCUUUGUGAGAAGCUCUGCAUUCCCAUCCUCCUCUGAGGACUGGGCUGCAUGCUGGCUGUGUGACUUCAGCUCAUCUUCCUUCUCCUUCUCCUCUUCCAGCACCUCCCAAACUGCUAGCAAAGGGAUGUGCCAGGGCACUUAAUCCAGAAGGGUUACUAGGGAUUGUGCAGCACGCUGCCUGUGAAAGGCCCCGACCCUCUGUCCGCCUCUGAGUGCAAGAAUGGCAUAUAUGUUUGAGCAGGAAGCAGAAAAGAGCAAACGUGUGUGCAUAUGCAGAAACUAGAGGCAACACUGCCAUCUUUCCACCCAGACCUUAUGCCUCCACACAUCAGUGGCCAAAUAUACCAUAUAAGAGUGAAGCUAAGCACCAUCUCUUGAGAGCAAAGGAAGGGGAGCGUGGAGAUCAUGCACCUUCACAGAAUAAAAUGUAAACAAUGCAUUAGGAGAAGGGUUGGAGAAUGGUGCCAGUCCUGUGGACUUGUCUCAGCAACCACUCACAGGACCUUUGGAGAGCUUGGAUUUCAGUGCAAGGUGCUGGCUGGGAGCAGUUUGUUGCUGGUGUUCUGCCUAGAAGCAGCGUGUUUGAUCCCACCAGUAUACUUAAUGGUUUUUUUCUUUUUACUUUUCAAGUGAGAGGAUAAGAUCAGUCCUGUAGAAGAGCAGAUCUUUUUGUUUUGUUCUGUUUGUUUUUUCUCUGUUGUUUAUGCUGUGAGCCAAAUGUCUAUUUAAAAGGUUGAAUAUUCACUUUCAAUAUUUUAUUUCACGAUAUUGUAUUUGUCAAUGAUUAGCUAUCUAGAUGUAAAUAUGGAAAAAUUUUUAUGGGUUCCUGUAGAUAAUGAUAUCUUUAAGAAAAGAAAAAAAAAAGAAAAAAAGGGAAAAGUGUUUUUGUUUUUGUUUUUGUUUUGUAAAGCUAAUUUUUUAAAAAUAAAUACAAAGGCAUUUUUAUAUAGUGUAGCCAUUUUCAAACCCAACAAAAAGGUCUUAAUAUGUACAGACCCUUCUGGGAAGCCACUGGUCUGCAGGGUCAUGGCUUUUAUGUGUUAAUGCUCUUUGGGACUGGCAACACCAUCCAGUACCACAACAUUUAGAGCAUUUUGUUUUGUUUUGUUUUUUUUCCCCACAAGAAAAGAGAGAGAGAGAGAGAGGGGGAGAGAGAGAGAGAGAGAGAGACUAAACUUUAUAUAUGUACAUAUAUAAAGCUCAGUAUCUCUCAAAAAUGAUUAGACUAUGUAUUCUCUUUUAUCCUAAUCCUGUAGCCCCUUGCCAAGAAGAGGAUUGCUUGUGGGAGUAAGAAGGCUUGUGAAAGGAAGAGUUUGUAGGAGAAGUCCUUUCUGUGUUAAAUAGCUGACACUGCAUCCAUCACUUUUUGCCAUUGUUAUGCAUUCACUGUACUUCAUGGUCCUACUGAUACCUUCCCCAAAACAUUCUCUGCCAAAGCCAAAGUAUGUUGUCACUUCAGAGAAUCUCUCUGCUUUGCAUUUCUGAUAGAGUGAGAUUUGCUGGAAGAGAGGAGUUUGGUUUCUCACCAGUAGAGAUGUUUGCAUUUGGACAGAAUGACUCUAGAGCGUGGCCCUGGAUGUUCUAAUCAGCAAAAAGAUUUAGACAGUGGUUUUCAAUGAAAUCCAAAAAAAAAAAGUUCAAACUGAACUAUUAUUUUAAAUUGAAAGGAUAGAAUUCAUUCAAAAGAAAGAGACAUCUCACGUAUGCUCCAAGAUGCCAGCAAAUCUCUCCCAGUUCCAGCUUCCACCAUUUCACAGUGCAGUUUUAUUAACUCAGGUCUUUUACAGUGAAGGAUUGCUGACAGGCCUAAAAUCAGAUGAUCUUUGAUUUUAUCCCAACUGGAAGCAGUGCCUGCAAGGAAUCAGAAGUAGCUGGGGCUGGUUAACUCAGUAAGAGGUAACAUUUUUUUGCACUCCAUAUAGUUACUGGUAGAAUCCAAUUUCUGCAGUGUUCAUUCCUUAUCAGUCUGCAUUUCUGGCAGGAAAAGAUCAGGGAAUUCCCAAGGUUGAUUUACAUAGAACACAAAGAAAUGCCAGAGAGAUUUUGUAUCAAAUGUGUGAAUACAGUUUUUUACUUUUUUUUUUUUUUUUUAGUAGCUAGUGAAGCAGGUUAUUUUUCAGUGGUUGGAGUUCUUGGGUUUUUUGAUGUACUAGUUUCUAGCCCAAAGGAGGCAAAAUUUUUGAGCUGCAGUUGCAGCAAUGUUUCUGAGGCUAGACCUUGAUGGUUUCCCACUUUGUGCAGUCCUUUGAUAGCGCAAACCCCAAAUAAACCACAACCUGUGCAUUAUUUUCGGAAAAGAAAAUUGUAUUCUUUCAUCAAAGCUUUCAGAUCUCAGGUAGGCUAUUUUAAAUGUUAAUAUGAGCUUCUGUAAUGUAUGUUUUGCAAAGAGGUUGGUUAAAUGCUAGAGAAAGCCCUGUCUGGUUUUUGCAGGUUAAAAAAUAACGUGAGCCAUACAUGAGAAAUAAGUUGUGGGAAUUUACUAUGACAAAACAAUUCUCCAGUCUCCCUGGAGCAUUUUGAUUUUGCUUAUUCUGUGAACAAAGUCCUUUACAGAAAGCUGGAGAAUUGGUGUGCGUCACCAAUGCCUGCAAACUCGUGCUGGCUCUCAGAGUAAAUGCCUGCCACGUUCAGGGUGUGGGUGGUUCCCAGGCAGUUGGGAUCACAGAGUGCAUUUUUCACCAAUGCAGGUAUAGUUAAUCAUCAGUUUUUACCUUGAUAUCAUGUGUGAGCAUCUCUACAACAUCAAGUUAUAAUCCCAGAUCACAGUAGAAUUUGCUCAGAACCUUCUGACUGGUGGUUUGGGGGCUUAUACUCUUAAUGUUCUACUGUCAGAAGUUCUGAACAUUCUGAAUGUCUGAAUGAGGAAGGAAGAGAAGUCUAUAAUGUUUCAGAUAGGUACUACUAAAAGUAUCAUCUGAGAUCUAAUCAAAUUCCAUUCCCAAAUCCUUUUUCAUGCUUUCCCUUUUGGACUUUAAGAUCAUUUGCUUUCUUUAGAAAGUUCUCCUUAAGUCCUGUCUGCCAUUUUAGAAACAGACUGGCCUUCCCUCCCUCCCUCCCUCCCUCCCUUACAUCCAUCCAUCCAUCCAUCCAUCCAUCCAUCCAUCCAUCCAUCCAUCCAGAGCCAUGAACUGAGUAGGUGUGGGGUGGCUAUCAAUUUUCAAAAUGAACCUGGUUAUAAAUGAGCCACUUGGCUGUGACCCAGAGAAAGCAUCAGGUGCUUGUUCAGCCAUCGCCCCAGUGGGAUGCACCCAAUGGUCCACGUGUGGGAGAAGCAGUACAGGUGUGCUCCAGCUCAUGCUGGAGAGGAACCAUGUAAGAGAAAUAGUGCUCAGUAGGUUGGGAUGGCAGCAAUGAGUUUGUGGGUUUUCUUUCUCAGAAAGCAAAGGCUUUUGCCUGCUGGAAAAUCUAUGAUUCAUAAAAGAUAUACAGUUUCAAUUGCUUUUUCGAGUACUGUUAUGGUUGAGAUGUUCCUGUAUCACUGUUUGAAGCAGAAAAGGUUCAAUAUAAGCAUGAGCAAGAUAGUCUCAAGCAUCCCUCUGCCAUAUGGGCAGAUAAAAUCAGCUGCCUGCAUCUCCUAUCUGCUGCAGCUGACAGGCAGUGCAAGGCUCAGACCUGGAUAUGGUUGGAGGUUAUGGGUGUUCCUCAGCUCGGCAGUGCUGUAAUUAGUCCUUGAGUUGUGACAAACAGGGAGAGAGGCAGAGUGGCUGUUCGUGGGAAAGAGAAAAAAGAAAUAUAAUACAGUAUGAAACAAACUUUGUGCAACACGCUAACUUUUCUUUCAAAAUCAAAUGCAGCCCCAUUGGAGUGAAGUAAGUCUAGGUUUUCUGGGUUUUUAAUCAGUUUGAUGUUGCAGUGUUACUCAAAAUGGUGGCAGCAUUAAAGGGAACUGUUUCCAGCAAUUAGGGCGGAUGAAUCUUUUUUUUAAUUUUUUUUUAAGUAGCUCAACAAAUAAACCAUCCUUUGACAUCUGAAUGGCUUUUAUUUAUUUUAGUAUUUUCUAAUGUUAGUGGAGAUAAAGCCUGGAAAUUUGAAAGGAAGGAGGAAAUGCAUCUUUGACGCGUUCUCAUUUUCCAGGCCUCCUGAGCGAACUGCACCAGUUUAUGUGUUACUGAAUGUAUGGGGAAUAAUUGAAAUCAAGCUGACAGCUAUCUUAAACAGUCACCAGCAGGAAGAGUUAGCAAAAAUAUGGAUUAUUGAAGGCAAACCUUGAAUUAGAGCAAAACAGCACCAGUGCAUUUGAGAACAAAUGAAUAUGAUAAAUCUUUCUUUGAAUUUCAUCGCUUUCAUUCAGCAAAACAACAUUCCUCUGGAGGUAAAUCAAACCAGGGCUUUAGCCCAUGCUGUGGUGGUUAUUGAAUCCCAGCAUCAGAGGCAGCAGUGUGAGAGUUACUCUCCAUUUACUUCCCAAUUAUGAUUUAUUCAGAGGCUUUUAGUGUGAUUUGCCUGGCAGGCAGGUGAUUUUUGAUGAAAAACACAUCACGCCUCCUCAGCAGGGUGCAGAUGUCAGCCCCGUGCAGCCCUGCCUGAAGCCUUGGGGCUAUGGGAGCCCCUCGGAGCCAGCAGGCAGCAGUGCUGGCACAACUCUGGAGAACCCUUUCCCACAGUGACAACAGAGCAAAAGCUUGAGCCAGUUCACAGUACUUCUUUGAUAAAUCUGAAGCAACAGUAAGCACAGUGCAGCUUGAAAGCCUGCCAGCAGCACGUGAGAUGUGUGCAACAAGUCCUGAGUGCAUGCACAUGUGAAAGGAUCCUUUCAUCAAGGUGAUGGGGUUGGGUGUAACCAGUGGGCUGUGUUGACAGACUGUUGAGCUGAAGUAUGAAGUAAGCCAAGGAGGGUUUUAGUUUUUCAGAGUUCUGUCAUCUAAAAAAAAACUUUUCUUGGUGCUAGGGGAGGAAAACAAUUAUAGCAUUUAUUUCAAUUGAGAUUUUCAGGUGGCUAGAGUGUGCAAGUCCAGUACAUCAACUGGACAAGAGGUGAGAUGGCUAGUUAUGAUGGCGUGUGAGAUCUGGGUGCUGAGGAGCACAUUGGAAUUUGCAGGCAUGGGAAGUGCUGUUCCCAGCAGUGAACUGGAUGGGAAAGUGCAAGCAGUUCUGCUUUCCAGCUGUGUGGGAGCACAGAGCAAAGAAGAAAGACUUUGUCACAGCCAUGAGCUGUGUAUCCUUUAUGCCUGAAAUCUCCAGUGCUGGUUGAAGAGCUACAGAAAUCAGCUCGAACAAGCAAGGGGCAGCACGAGUCAUGCCAGCAAGGCAGGUGUGAGGCUGCCAUCGCAUCCUCUCUCUCAUGGAGGCUGAGCAGCACGGUAUGAAGCAUGGGGAAGAGCAAAUGUUGGGUGUCAUCUGUCAGAGCAGCUAGAGAAAUGCCUGCAGUAAUGCAAUCCCAUCCCUUGCCCACCUGGCUGUGGCUGGCUCAGCACUGUGGGUUUAGAAGCUUUGCUUUCCAACUGUCUUUCUUCACCACAGCAAAUACUUAGAAAGAGACUAUGCUCAUUGCUUUAAGAUAUUUAUUUAAAAGAGAUUUGGUUGUUUUGUUUUGUUUUUUUUCCAUUGACCCCAAUAAUUUUGCCCCCGUGCUUUUAUACAGAAAAAAAAAUAGUUCUGUGACAUGAAUAGAGAGAAAACAGCUAGGGAUCACCAUGCCUGUCCAUACUUCUCUACAUAGAAGCCUGUUGUCUGUUGAAGCUGCCUUUCCUUUCUGAACUUCCCUCCUGAUUCUGACAUGCAAUGAAAAGCUGUAUUUGAACGCAAGGUUUUCAUUUUAGGUAUUUAUAAACCCGAGUACAGUACUGCAGAUGGUAUCUAAAAGAUCAAAGGCGGCAUUUAGAGCUGCUCUGUGGCACUGAUGGUGUUUUUAAUAUUUCAGCCAUGUCAGCGUACGUUUGGUCGUUACUCUUCUGACGUUAAAUGCUCUUUUCUUGAGUAAUCGAUGUAAGAUGUCUGCACGACAGAAAGUAAUUUAAGUUCACUUUUUUAAAAGAUGUGAUUCGUGCUGUAGGCUACGUUUGUUCAACAGAUAACACUUUCACGGGGGGGGUGGCAGCUUAUUUUUUGUUAAUGCUUUCAAUAGAACAUCAAGGGCGUUUUCCACCAGAAUCACAUUCUGAAACCUUUGCCUCGGCAACUCCAGCAGGAGUGGGACCUUUCAAAAAUAACAGCUUUCCAACACAAUUUUGCCAUCUGGGUAAAAACUGCAAGUGUGUACAUCACAUACAAGCUAUACUUCCAAAAAAAAAAAAAAGAAAGAAAGAAAGAAAGAGAGAGAGAAAGAAAAGAAAUCAAAGUAAUUAAGAAAUGAGUUCAUCAAGGUCAAGACACUUUCUGAAAGAAAAUGUGAAGUGUGUGGAUGUGUAUGAAGUACUCAGUGGCCCACUAAACAUUGGGGCCAGUCAUUCAGGUCUUGUAUUUCCGAAUUCCUCAGAGGCGUAUCAGGGCCUUUGAGUUGAGAAAGCCCCAAGGGAUUUGGCCCUCUCCUGUCCCAACCCACAGGCUUUGGCUCCUGCACUGCUGCUCUGGGUGCCGGGGCUCAGGCGGGCUUUGUGAUGCUCGCUCAGAUCCAGCAUAGUUCCAAAUGAAUCCUUCCCAGAAUCGUUCGCUUCGGAAGGUGAGAGAAAGGGGGGAAAUAUAUCUAUUUACGUGUACAGCUUUGAUAUACGGCUGUAUUUGAGAAGGCUUUGGGUAUCUUUGUAAUUCCUUUGCAGCAAUAUUUUGAAAAAGAACUGCCAACCAAAGUGGCAAUGCGGAGAAGUGCCAUCUUGUUCAGGAUUUGUACACGCCAGUUUUUAACACAGUGUUCCUUUCACUAAGUACUGCAUACGUUAAUUUAUAUUUAUAUCUUGUCAAUAUUGUUGUAACCGAGCUUCUCCUUUUUAAACACUUCAGGAACAAGGCCUUGUAUUUUUAGGUGAUUUUCAUAAAUGGAAUAAUUCUUUUCCUUUCACUAGUAUCUUGCACUCAAUACAUGUAGCAAUACUUAAUAUAUUCUCUUCACAAGUAUUUGUUAAGUGAUUUAGUUAAUGGCUGAUCAAUGUUUUGUACAAAAUAGAUUCUGUACAGGAAAAAAAAUCUUUUAGAUAAACAUUAUUUAUUUUUACUGUUUUGUAAGUUAGACACUAUAAUGAAGCUCCUUUUUGCCAGAAUUACUGGAAGUGCCUCUUGGUAAAAUGUAUUAUACAGUAAAUAUGUAUUCAAAAUUAUUAGAAAUACUUGUCACAAAAUGAACAAUGUGGAUGUUGCAAUGUGAAGACAAAUGUACAACAUAAAUAUAAUUCUGUGGUAUCCUG
Messenger RNA from Lagopus leucura (white-tailed ptarmigan), 10457 nucleotides. It is a transcript of the gene PDE3A, whose product is annotated as phosphodiesterase 3A. NCBI's taxonomy places the organism in Eukaryota, Metazoa, Chordata, Aves, Galliformes, Phasianidae. The record is from RefSeq and is a predicted model, not a curated record. Gene Ontology annotation, biological process: oocyte maturation; positive regulation of oocyte development. The transcript is spliced from 16 exons. Gene Ontology annotation, molecular function: 3',5'-cyclic-AMP phosphodiesterase activity. Bases 9 to 2561 code for a protein of 850 amino acids. Gene Ontology annotation, cellular component: cytosol.